AUGGUGAACAAACUAGGCCCUUCUCAGCCUUCCCGGCGAGUUGACGGUGGUUAUGCUUACGAUACCGAAUGUGACAAACUCAAAACCGUUGACAAUCGACCGAUCGAGCUCUCCCUUCUCUGCACAUGUCGCACCAUUGCGUGCGAAGCCAGGCAUCUUCCCUUCUCGCUCAACGCAAUCGAAUUCAGGACUCUUUACCGACCCGAUUCAAAAAAUCUGGCGGGAUGCUUCAAUCUUGUUACUACCACCUACCAAAUUCUAGAAUCUGAAUUGGUGCUGCUUCUAGCGACCGCAGGUGCAUUAACUUCAGAGAUACGUAAUCAGCUCGCCUCGGAAUUUCCAGACUUCGGUUCCCGACUUGCUCGUUCUCUUCCACCCUACGAGAAUAACCAUCGAUUCUGCACCCGGAAUCCGAGAAACGUUGGGGGUAGGAUACGCGAUCGAUACACCGCGCGCUUACCGGCCCCUGACCCAAGUGUCAGUUCUCUCCUACAACUGAGGUCUACACUAUGCCACCAAACACAAGAUGCUCUUGCUACGAAUGCCAGCGUUUUGUACCUAUCGUCCGGCUUUUACCGCGGCUUUUCUAGAAUAAAUCGCCCUUAUUCUAAUGACUAUCCUUUUUGGUCUCAUAGCUUCUGGAAGGCGGAAAAGGCCUUGUCAUCCGCUUUGAAGCUUUUAGCCACGCAAAAGUCCACCGAGUUCGACCGCCAAAUUUGCACAAACUUCCCACAAUGGGUGGGGAGCUAUCCCCCGAACGAAUUUCUCAACUUGCGGUUUGAUCACUGGGCAAUCCCUUCACCAUCCAAAGUCAAACACGCAAUGGAUCUUUUGGCAAUUGGUAAUGUCUGGCACUUGCCUGGGAUGUGGUAUGACCGGGAUGUAAGGUCUAGAAUUACCCAAUGGUUACUGGAUGCACUCGCCGUGACAGACAUUAGCAUUCCCGCUGAGGCUUUCACAUUGGUUCUACAGGCAGGCUCUUACAGAGAUCUCUUCACGGAUCUGUUCCAGCAACACAUUCACAACGAGAUUGCUUGGCAUCGAGCUUUUAAAGUGCAGAACCCGGACAUCGAUAUUGAUGGCCCAGUGAACUGGAGAUACAGUUUCAUUCAAAGUGUUAUCAUGGACACGCAAGAGGCUGUUGCACUUGAGGCCCUGACGAACGGAACCUCGCCGAUCUUACGCAGCAAUUUUAAUACCGGCGUUGCACAUGAAAUUGAUACUAUAAUCAAUAACACGAGCCACCUUGGACCGCACGAGUGGUUGAAAGCAUGGAAUGCUGCUAAAACGGACCUUGAACAAGCGAUACACCGAGUUGACUACAACACCAGGGUAUCUGACAAUUUCGAGAUCCGGACAACUUGA
Messenger RNA from Fusarium venenatum, 1365 nucleotides. RefSeq lists its product as uncharacterized. The record is from RefSeq and is a predicted model, not a curated record. NCBI's taxonomy places the organism in Eukaryota, Fungi, Ascomycota, Sordariomycetes, Hypocreales, Nectriaceae.